AACAUUUGCUUGAUCUGCAAAACAGGGCUUAAAGGUGAACACAUUUCUCAAACUUUGUUGGCUUUCGGGUGGACCUUCAUCUCUAGCAAACAUGACUAAAAUGUUAUCUGCGCAGGAGGCUGCUAAGAUCUAUCAUACAAACUAUGUGAGGAACGCAAGAGCGGUCGGCGUGCUGUGGACAGUCUUCACCAUCUGCUUUGCCAUUAUAUGUGUGGUAGUGUUCAUUCAGCCUUAUUGGAUCGGUGACAGCGUUGAUACACCCCAGUCGGGAUACUUUGGACUUUUUCACUACUGCAUCGGGAAUCCCAUCACAGGAGAGCUGGUGUGUAAGGGAAGCGCUCUGGACUUUGGAUCCAUCCCUUCAGGUGCUUUCAAAACCGCAAUGUUCUUCGUGGGGAUUUCAUUGCUGCUGAUUGUGGGAACUAUCGUUUGUUUCAGUUUAUUCUUCUUCUGCAACUCGGGCAGCGUGUAUAAGAUAUGUGCUUGGAUGCAGCUCGCAGCAGCUACUUGCAUGGUCAUAGGUUGUAUGAUCUACCCCGACGGCUGGGACUCAGAAGAAGUGAAGCGGAUGUGUGGCCAACGGACAGAUAAAUACACGCUGGGUAACUGUACGGUGCGCUGGGCGUACAUCUUGGCCAUUAUCAGCAUUAUGGAUGCCAUCAUAUUAUCAUUUCUAGCCUUUGUGCUGGGCAACCGCCAAGACAAACUGCUACCAGAGGACUUUGAUAUGGAAGAGAAGAAAGAGGAAGCAUGAAGCUUACUGCACUAGAGAGUAAAAUGGACCCAUAUGGAU
Misgurnus anguillicaudatus (oriental weatherfish) is the source of this 793-nucleotide messenger RNA. RefSeq names its product LHFPL tetraspan subfamily member 5a (gene lhfpl5a). Gene Ontology annotation, cellular component: plasma membrane. Lineage: Eukaryota; Metazoa; Chordata; Actinopteri; Cypriniformes; Cobitidae. Gene Ontology annotation, biological process: sensory perception of sound; detection of mechanical stimulus involved in sensory perception. The record is from RefSeq and is a predicted model, not a curated record.